Molecule: messenger RNA, 1569 nt
Organism: Macroventuria anomochaeta
Lineage: Eukaryota; Fungi; Ascomycota; Dothideomycetes; Pleosporales; Didymellaceae
Exons: 1
Coding region: 218-1141 (307 amino acids)
Source: RefSeq, a predicted model, not a curated record
CAUUUAGCCGCUGGACAGAAGCAGAAUAGCCUGGAGCUCAUCGCUUCAGACCUUGUAGUCAUAAGUAAUGACUCGCGCGUCCCGGUGGAAGUUGCCAUAUCACUGCAGGAACAGCUUUACGAGGUCGCCUUAGUACUUGUCUACGACACUGUCGACCUCCUUGCGCGUCUUGCAAGAUCGCAGUUCACCCUUCGUGGAGCCGAAUCGAUUCGCCAGUAUGGACCACUACAUACGCGCAAAAACAUGGAUCGCAAAUCAGAUUGCCGAACAACUUGUGAGAGAGCGUCAGAGCGAAGGCACAAACGGCAACUUCUCGUACUCAUUAGAGGAGAGGCAAGCUUGGCUGAAUGAUCCCGAUGCCUACCUCCGUUAUCGUAAGGAAGUUGAAUUGUCACUCCAGGGGUUUUACGCCACCUGCAAACGCGACAACCCAAAGUGCGUAGGUAUUGAAACAAAGUUUGCACGAGUGAUGAAGGAGCGACUAUGGGCAAACCCUGAACUCAUCGAGUCACUUCUUCCCAGUUAUCCACCACUUUGCACGCGUCUGACUCCAGGUCCGGGCUACCUCGAGGCGCUGGCAUUACCCAACGUGGAUGUCAUUACCUCAAACAUACAGUCGAUAAAUGCGACUGACAUCAUCACUAAAGACGGCCGACACAGACCUGUGGAUGCCAUCACUUGCGCGACAGGCUUUGAUACAUCCGUCUCCUCUGGCUUUCCCAUAUAUGGCCGUGAUGGUCUGAACCUCCGACACGAGUAUAGUGACUACCCACGAAGUUACCUCGGUCUUUGCACCGACGUCUUCCCGAACUUCUUCCAUUCCUUGGGCCCCAACUCUUUCCAAGGUGCAGGCAGCUUACUCGUGAUGAUCGAGUCCAUCCACUCAUACAUUGCGCAAGUACUGGAACGCCUAUCAACAGGUAACGUCAAGACCGUCGAGCCAAAGCGCGAUCCGGUCGAAAAGUUCACAGCAUACUGCGAUGAGUACUUCAAGCGCACCGUGUACACCGCAGACUGCCUGAGCUGGUACAAGACAGCGCCGCCAGGUUUGUCGACCGAGCAGCGUAUGCGGGGCCGCGUCACGGCAUCGUGGCCUGGGAGUAGCGUGCAUACUAUAAAGGCAAUGAAGUCGGUGCGGUGAGAGGACUUCGAAAUGGAGUAUGUCGAUGGUAAUGACUUCGGGUGGUUUGGAGAUGGAGGGACUGUGGUGGACUGCUCUGGUGAUCCGGAAGGGUUCGACGAGCUAUCUCAAUGACUUCCAGUUCCUGAAGCCAUAGGCCGAGCGAGCAGAUUCAGCAGUAGAGUGAAGUUUUGAAUAUACUGCUUUUGUUGACGAUCAUUUAUGAACAGUACAAGGAUUUUCUACGUGUUAGAAGAGCGUGUCCCUAUAGCAAAUAUGUUUUGCAACAAACACCCGAGCAGAGCAUCUGAGCGUACUACAAUUCAAGUGAUGCGCAUUGUUGCAGUGAGUGAGCGAAGGAGGCGAUGACAGACAAAUUUGCUCUCGAACCCUGCUGGGGCCCAAUCUAGCGUGGUUCUCUGAUGUCAUGUAUCACAACCUCUACGUCG